AUGAGGGAUGGAAUUAAAAACGAAAAACUAGCAGUUACUGAUUAUGUAAAAAAAAUGCAACAAGAAGGUCACUGUGACUUUAAAGUUGAAGAUUGUGUUUUUUUUGUAUCAAAACAUCAUGGGUUUAUAGGUGCUUCUCCUGAUGGUCUUGUUACCGAUCCUAGUGUUGAGAAUCCCCUGGGAAUAAUAGAGGUGAAGAAUAUCAUUGUUAAAGACAGUGAAGAUUUAUCAUUAGCUUUAGUAAGAAAAUCAAUAUGCAAAAAAGAUGGGAUGGUUAAUAAGAGGCAUAUGUAUUAUUACCAAAUGCAACAGCAGUUAUAUGUUGUAAACAGAACAUUGUGUGAUUUUGUGGUCAGAGCAAGUAAUGGAGAACUUUAUUGCAAAAGGGUUCCAUAUGAUCCAAAAUGGUGGAUUGAAAAGUUUGCUAAUCUUGAAUUAUUCUAUGAUUCAUACAUUUUGCCAGAAUUGGCCUAUCCUAGACUGAGGGAUGGGCUUGACCGAUAUGAUUUUUCUCAAUAA
Paramuricea clavata is the source of this 519-nucleotide messenger RNA. Lineage: Eukaryota; Metazoa; Cnidaria; Anthozoa; Malacalcyonacea; Plexauridae. The record is from the annotation of a GenBank genome assembly.